Molecule: messenger RNA, 1122 nt
Organism: Jaculus jaculus (lesser Egyptian jerboa)
Lineage: Eukaryota; Metazoa; Chordata; Mammalia; Rodentia; Dipodidae
Product: NADPH-dependent 3-keto-steroid reductase Hsd3b5-like
Exons: 3
Coding region: 1-1122 (373 amino acids)
Biological process (GO): steroid biosynthetic process
Molecular function (GO): 3-beta-hydroxy-Delta5-steroid dehydrogenase (NAD+) activity
Source: RefSeq, a predicted model, not a curated record
AUGCCUGGAUGGAACUGCUUGGUGACAGGAGCUGGUGGGUUUCUGGGCCAGAGGAUCGUGCACUUGUUGCUGCAAGAAAAGAAGCUGCAGGAGAUUAGGGCCUUGUUCAGAGUCUUCAGACCAAAAGUCAAGGAGGAAUUAUCUAAGCUUCAGACAAAGCCCAUGUUGACAGUGCUAGAAGGUGACAUUCUAGAUGCCCAGUGCCUAAGGAGAGCCUGCCAGGGCACGUCUGUUGUCAUCCAUGCUGCUGCCACCAUUGAUGUCACAGGUGCCACUCCCAGGCAGACCAUCAUAGAUGUCAAUCUGAAAGGUACUCAGCUCCUGUUGGAUGCCUGUGUGGAAGCCAGUGUGCCUAUCUUCAUCUACACCAGCUCAAUUGCCGCAGCUGGACCGAACUCCUACAGGGAGAUCGUGCAGAGUGGCCGUGAGGAAGAGCAUCACGAAAGUGUGUGGUCUGAGCCGUACCCCUACAGCAAAAGGCUGGCUGAGAAGGCAGUGCUGGCAGCCAGUGGGAGCACUCUGAAAAAUGGUGGCACCUUCUACACUUGUGCCUUAAGAGUCCCAUACAUCUAUGGGGAAGGAAGCCAGAUGCUUUCUGCUGUAGUGACUGAUGCCCUACACAACAAUGGCAUUAUUAAAAAAAUUGGCCCAUCUUCUGUGGUCAAUCCAGCAUACGUAGGCAAUGUGGCCUGGGCGCAUAUUCUGGCCUGCAGAGGCCUGAGGGAUCCUAAGAAGGCACCAAACAUCCAAGGACAGUUCUACUAUAUCUCAGAUGACACACCUCACCAAAGCUAUGAUACCUUAUACUACACCCUGAGUAAGGAAUGGGGCCUCCACUUUGACUCCAGCAGGACACUUCCUCUGACCCUGCUGUACUGGCUUGCUUUCACGCUAGAAACAGUGAGCUUCCUGCUGCGACCAGUUUACAACUAUAGGCCCCCCUUUACCCGUUACUUACUCACAGUGAGUAAUGCCAAAUUCACUGUCUCCUACAAGAAAGCUCAGCGAGAUCUGGGCUAUGAACCCUGCUUCAGCUGGGAGGAAGCCAAGCAGAGAACAGGGGAGUGGAUCAGAUCCCUAGUGGAGCAGCACAAGGGAACGCUGAGGACAAAGACUCCCUGA